CCUGGGCCUUCACUCACCAUGGCAGCACCUGUCGAGAUCCUUCUGCCCAAUGGGUUGAGAUACAACCAGCCCACUGGUCUCUUUAUUGACAAUCAAUAUAUCCCGGGAUCGGGGGAUGAUUUCACGGUUCUCAAUCCUUCACUCGAUGAGCCCAUCAUUACUCUCCAGGGCGCUUCCGAGCAAGAUGUCAACACUGCCGUGAAAGCAGCCCGAAAAGCUUUCGAGGGAACCUGGUCGGAAUUUCCGGCUCUCGAGCGUGGAAACCUGCUUCUUAAACUUUCCGAACUUAUUCACCGAGAUCGGAAGCUCCUCGCAAGCAUUGACGCUCUGGAUAAUGGCAAGCCGUACUCUGUCGCCCUGGAUGUUGACAUUAAUGCGUCAUGCAACGUGUUUAAAUACUACGCUGGUGCGGCUGACAAGAUCUGUGGACAAACCAUCGAAACCACUCCGGCCAAACUGGCCUAUGUUGUACAGGAACCCAUGGGAGUAUGCAUAUCGACAUCGAGGAUUUACGUCCAGGAGAGCGUUUACGAAAGCUUCCUGGAGAAGUUUGUCGCGGUUACCAAGGACCACCAUCGCAUCGGUGAUCCCUUCCACGAGAACACCUGGCAAGGCCCUCAGAUUUCCAAGGCACAGUAUGAUAGAAUUCUAUGGUACAUUGAUCAGGGAAAACAGGAAGGAGCCAGAUUGCUGCAUGGUGGCGUCAAGCACGGGGAAACGGGAUAUUUCAUUGAGCCCACCAUAUUCGCAGACACCACGGAAGAUAUGAAAAUCGUCAGAGAAGAGAUAUUUGGCCCCGUCGCCGUUAUCUCAAAGUUCAGCACAGUCGAGGAGGUCAUGGCCAAGGCAAACGAUAGUUGCUAUGGUCUUGCUGCCGCUAUUUUCACGGAGAACAUAGGAAAGGCGCACAGGGUUGCUCGGAAACUCCAAUCAGGUAUGGUAUUCAUCAAUUCCUCCAGUGAUUCACAUUUCGGUAUUCCAUUCGGGGGUUACAAAUCAUCGGGCAUAGGUAGAGAAUUGGGGCAGUAUGCCCUCCAAGCGUACACUCAGUCUAAGGCUGUCCAUGUCAAUCUUGGCCAAAAGCUGUAG
Molecule: messenger RNA, 1089 nt
Organism: Clonostachys byssicola
Lineage: Eukaryota; Fungi; Ascomycota; Sordariomycetes; Hypocreales; Bionectriaceae
Source: the annotation of a GenBank genome assembly